Messenger RNA from Closterium sp. Naga37s-1, 1716 nucleotides. NCBI's taxonomy places the organism in Eukaryota, Viridiplantae, Streptophyta, Zygnematophyceae, Desmidiales, Closteriaceae. The record is from the annotation of a GenBank genome assembly.
AUGGCAGAAGGCCCGGGAAACAUCAGUUGGGCAUGCAGCAGCAAAAGAGUUUCAGCCGAGCUAGCAGGGGUCAGCUUACCCCACCCUCUUUCCCAUCUCAACCUUCUUGAUCCCACAGCUCUCUCUCAGCUGGAUGACGAUGUUCUCACUCAAGAAAUCAAGAGGCGUAAGCUUUUAGCUAAAGAAGCUGCUAGUAAGAAAGCUGCCGUCAGCGUCCUACACGGUGUUACGACGGAAGCACCAGUCCGUCGGGGCAGCCGCCAGAGCAAACGUGGUGGCGCAGGGCGCGGCCGUACAAGCGUGACGAAUGGCAACAUCCCUGCUGGCGCAACCUCGUCCGCACCUGGUUCCCCCGGCGCACGUUCCUCCGCACCUGGUUCAGCGGGCGCACCCUCCGCUGCACCUGGUUCAUCCGGCGCACCCUCCUCUGUUCCUGGCUCCGCCGGCGCACCCCCUGCUGCACCUGGUUCCGCCGGCGCACCCGUCACUGCACCUGGUUCUGCCGGCGCACCCUCUGCUGCACCAGGUUCCGCCAGCGCACCCUCCGCUUCACCUGGUUCCGCCGUCGCACCCUCCGCUGCACCUGGUUCUGCCGUCGCACCCUCCUCUGCACCUGGUUGUGUCGGCGCGCCCUCCUCUGCCUCUGGUUCUGCAGGCGCAACCUCCGCUGCCAAUCUUGGAGUCGCAAUCUCGUCUCCACAGGCAAACACGCCUAACGUAACGCGCGCUUUUGACACUGGCGGCGUGUGCUGCAGUGCACCGUCAGAAGCAGCUACUCGAGCUCUUCCUGCACCUUCCUCUGCUGCCUGUGUGUACGUCCCGGGUCCCAUGAUGGCAGCAGUCAUUGAGGCCACGGAGGAGGGAGGCGUGGAUCCGUUCCUCGCGUACGGCAUUGAAGCUGGAAGCGACGAUAUCGAGCUGGACGACGACGAGGCAGAUGACGCUGUCGGUGCCCAAGCGGGAGAUGAUGCCGAGUUGCGCGCAGCGGAGCUUCGCGCAGCGGAGUUGUGCGCGGCGGAGGUUCGCGCAGCGGAGCUGCGCGCUGCGGAGGUUCGCGCAUCGGAGGCGCGCGCAGCAGAGGCGUUUGCAGCGGAGGCGCGGGCAGCGCAGUUGCGUGCAGCGAAGGUGCGCGCAACGGAUAGGGCGCCACCCACCUCGCAUCAGAAUGAAACGGCAGGACAUACAAGGCGUGAACGGCCGCAAGUUGCUGGUGCGCACCAUUUCAGGGAAGCACGACAACUGGAGGCGCAACUUCGUGACCUGCAGAACACGGUGUCUGUGCUUCAAGGUCAGCUGCAAGAGGCAAAGACCAAGGUCAAGGUGGUGGAGGAUGAGCGUGACCGUCUUAAACCGCAGCUCGAGUCGAUGCAGCGACAGCUUUCAGCGGAAGUCGCUGGAAUGAUCGCGGAAGUGAACGCGGUUCGGGACCCUGCUGACUCACAAGUCCGAAAGGAGAACGUCCGUAAGGACGUUGCGGGCAACCCGAUCAUUCCUUCAUCGCUCAGCAGCGACGAUGCAUUCGAUGUAAAAGAGCCGCAUUUGGUGCGCAAGUACAUAGAUGAGGGGACCACGCAAGAUGAGUACUACCUCUUCAUGGGCGGGAACAGCAAGCGCAUUGAAUGGGCACUGAAGGUGAUUGGCUGCAGACGUGCGAACAUGAACAAGCCGAUCAAGCUCUGGGCGUGGGGUGCUGGUGGCGUCAUUGACGAGGAAUAA